GCCUCCAAGUCCUCUAGAGGCACCGGCCCCUCCCCUCACACAGGGACAGAAGCAGUGGCUUUAAACUGAAGAAGAGAAGACAGUGCUCACUUGUUCGUUCCCUGCCCCGACAUCAUCUCAGCCUCACCAGACCCCACAGCACGAUGCUGUCCAUGCACACGGUGUGGGAGAUGUGCAAAUGAAACCAAGUCCGAAGUGGGAGGAGUUUGAACUGAAUUAGGAAUAAAUUUUCUCUUUCCUUGUUCGCUCUCAGCUGAAAUGUGGAAAAGUUCCCCAGAGAGAUUUAGUAAUCAUGUUUGCUAUGGAAUAUUCCCGGACAUUGCAGAAAAGGGAGAACCAACACAGAGUAGAGAAAUGAAGUAAUAGAUUUUAGGAGCCGGCAAUGAACUUGGAAUCCAUUUGGGCAACGAGAACUCCAGAACUCCUCGGCUCUCUCCUUCCUUCAUCCCUCGAAGGUCUUAGCUCUUGGCUCAGGGUCGCCCUCCCCAUCACCACAGUUGUUACCUUCCUGUAAGUCAAUCGGACAAGUGGGUGAUCUUUCCACCACCUGCACUUUCAUUGGUCUGACACUCCAGUCCUCUUCAGCCACCUCUCCAGCUAAUCUCUGGGACUUUGCUCUUGACAUUAACUGUGACCUUUCUGUCUUCUCGAUUUCAAGCAUCCAACUCCCCACCCAAAGAUCAGACCCAGGGACCCUCAGCUGGUCCUUGGUGAGAGGUCCCAGCUGAGACUCCCUCUCCUCCCAAGGUUUAAAAGAAGCUGUUGGGCACCUCUGUACAAGUGUGCCUGGUAAUUUGUGGGUGAUAAAGGGGGUAAGAUUUUUUAAUUUGUGACGUCUCAUCCUCUGCCUCCUUCUAAUGACACAUUUAUUCAGCAUAAAACUGGCCCAGGCACCAUCCCUGGAAACACAAAGGAGCCGCUUUUCUUUCAGAAAAACUAUGUCUUCCCUGGUGUCCAGGAAGGGCCUGGAACAUCCUCCUCAGUGGGGCAGUUCCUACAGUGGACUAUGGGUCCAGAGUGGGCUUCCUGUGGACUUCCUAUGACCCAAGACCUCCUAAGUUGUCGGUGAACUUUACAUGGCAGAAGAUAACCGGUUUGCACCAUCUUCCUCCCUGAGGCUCGUCCUGGUGGGCACAUCCGGCUGCGGGAAAAGUGCCACCGGGAACAGCAUCCUCUGCCAGCCCGUGUUUGAGUCCAAGCUGGCGGCCCAGGCUGUGACCAGGAAGUGCCAGACAGCCACAAGCACGUGGAAUGGGAGGAGCAUCCUGGUGGUGGACACGCCCCCCAUCUUUGCGGCAAAGGCCCAGGGCCAAGAGAUGUACGAGGACAUCGGGGACUGCUACCUGCUCUCCACCCCGGGGCCCCACGUGCUGCUGCUGGUGACGCAGCUGGGCCGGUUCACUGCCCGGGACACGGAGGCAGUGAGGAGGGUGAAGGAGGUCUUUGGGGCAGGAGCCAUGAGACACGUGGUGGUCGUCUUCACCCACAAGGAGGACUUAGGGGACGAGUCCUUGGAUGAGUACGUGCGCAGCACAGACAACUGCAGCCUGCAGAGCCUGAUCCGGGAGUGUGGGCGGAGGUACUGCGGCUUCAACAACCGGGCCACCGGGGAGGAGCAGAGGGAGCAGCUGGAGGCCCUGAUGGCGGUGGUCGAGAGGCUGGAGAGGGAGCACGAGGGCGCCUUCUGGAGAAACGACCUCUACUUCGAAGCCCAGAUGCUGCAGGGGCGCGAGCUCCGCGGGGAGGAGCACAGGCGCUACCUGGCCAAGGUGCGAGCGCACGUGGAGGGGCAGAAGCGAGACCUGAAGGAGACCGAGUGUCACUGGGUGUCCAGGGCGCUCCUCAGAGUCAAAAAGUGGAUGAUUUCUAACACUGGGCUAUCCAUUUUUCUUGUGAUAUGCAUUUUGAUUUUUCUUGCUGUUUUAAUUAACUUGUUUAUUACUCAGGGAUACUGAGCAUUUUCAGCUGACAUCCAUAAUCGGCUUCUUUUUUCCAGACUCACCCUCUCUGUGUAUGUUUCUAAGAGACUUAAUUGCGUUUUACUUAGAUCUGGUUUUCAUUUCUCUUCCUCGCAUCAGACAUGCCAUUUCUGUUCUCCACCUGCUUCCAGAUAAAUAAAAUCCAAAGAAAGAAUAUUUCUU
Molecule: messenger RNA, 2141 nt
Organism: Molossus molossus (Pallas's mastiff bat)
Lineage: Eukaryota; Metazoa; Chordata; Mammalia; Chiroptera; Molossidae
Product: GTPase IMAP family member 5-like
Exons: 2
Coding region: 1077-1955 (292 amino acids)
Molecular function (GO): GTP binding
Source: RefSeq, a predicted model, not a curated record